AGGCUUGUAAUUCGUUGCGGAGACUUCAAAUUAAAAUAGGCAAGUCAUUUGAUUUUCAAAAAGAAACCCUCCAAACCCCAAAAUUCCCCGCCACCAUGGUGACAUCCUCUUCCCCACCAGAUCCUCCACCACCCACCGCCACCGCCACCGCCCGUCUCUUCACAAACCCACCGCGAGACCCAAGACCUCCAACGCCACCACUCCCUCAACAAACUCAACCCAAUUACCAGCACUCCACUCCAUACCCACCUCCAUCUCAACAACAACAACAACCACCCCUUUACACAGCUCAAUCCCUGCCGGCUCUCGCACCCAGAGUCCCCUCCAACACCAUUCACCACCAAUUAGGCAAGUCCCGUGACCACCCACCUCAUGGAAUCCUCUAUCCGGUCGCCUCCUCCGGUCGGGGCUUUCUUCCCAAGGCUAUUCGGCCCAAAUUGGCCGAUCAGACCGUCACCGUCGCAAACCCCGGUGGCUUCCCGCCUCGCUCUGCUGUUGCAGCCGCAUACCCUCAACCGGUUCGGCCUUAUGGGUUCCCUCAUUCUGACCCUCAGGGCCAGAAUGUUCACUUAAUUAGGCCAGCUCACUUGCAGCACACUAUUAUUGGUUCUUCUGGUGGCGCAAUAAGGGGCAUGGUCAACGGCGUUCCGGUUUCGGCGCACCCCAAGGUCUCUCCGUCUCUGCCUUCAGUUUCUGAUUGUAAUGGCUAUAAAGACGUAAGGGAUAGAAGCAGGGAUGACACCUUUGCCACCGUUAGAGAUCGAAAAGUCAGGAUCUCUGAUGGUUCUUCUCUUUAUGCUCUCUGUCGGUCAUGGUUGAGGAAUGGUUAUACCGAUGAAAGUCAGCCACAAUAUGUGGAUGGCGUGAAGUCUCUUCCGAGACCUUUGCCUAUACCUGUGGCAGAUGCUAACUCGCCUACCACAAAGGAAAGUGAUAAAGAUCAUGAGGAAGAGGAGGAGGAGGGAUCCGUCGAGCAUUUAUCUCCACAAAACCUGCUACAAAGACACGUUAAGCGUGCUAAAAGGGUUCGGGCAAGAUUAAGGGAAGAGCGUCUUCAACGAAUUGCGAGGUACAAAACUAGGCUUGCUCUUCUCCUUCCCCCAGUUGUAGAGCAACAUUUCAGAAAUGACAUGUCUGCUGGGAACUGAUGAACCGCUGUAUGAUCUGAAAUCCUAGCUGAAUGUUGGGCUCUUUAACUUGCAUCACGCUUAAAGCUAUUAAAUUAACGAGCAAAGUUCUCUCAACAUUAGCGAGGAAGAUGAAGCACUCAUUUGGUGGCAUGAUGUUUAUUGGAAAGUUGCUGAAUCUGAAUGGGAGUGAAACAAAAGCAGUAGCAGAGCAAUCUGUUUGUUCUUGAAUCAUUUUUACUUGUAAACUGUUAUUUUUACGUCAUUGUGCAGUAUAUGGGCUUACUAAUAUUUAAUUGAGUACCUGUAGUGGGUUUGGAAAUUUAACUUAUCACUGAUGCUUUUACAUAGAAUUUAAGCACACCAAUAUUUACCUUAACCUGGAGAUAUCAAUUUUAAACACCAAAUAGAAGUAAA
This is a messenger RNA of Cornus florida, 1544 nucleotides long. RefSeq lists its product as uncharacterized. Lineage: Eukaryota; Viridiplantae; Streptophyta; Magnoliopsida; Cornales; Cornaceae. The record is from RefSeq and is a predicted model, not a curated record. Bases 96 to 1148 code for a protein of 350 amino acids. The transcript has 7 exons. Gene Ontology annotation, cellular component: transcription repressor complex.